This is a messenger RNA of Anthostomella pinea, 1602 nucleotides long. NCBI's taxonomy places the organism in Eukaryota, Fungi, Ascomycota, Sordariomycetes, Xylariales, Xylariaceae. The record is from the annotation of a GenBank genome assembly.
AUGGCGCUCCGGUCGAUAUGGACCAAGGUCAAACAUGAACGGGGUCGCAUCGGUAGAUUCGGCUUCUACCUCUUCACAUUCGCGACAUGGAUUCCCGUGGCCACCUCGUUCAAUGACUACGUCGCCGAGCUGACGUGGAUCAACGGCCCCUCCAUGUACCCGUUCCUGAACGCCGAGAAGGACCAGACGACUCGCAAGGACGUUGUGCUCACCGUGAAGCACAAUGCGCAGUACGGGCUGAAGCACGGCAUGAUCGUCACUUUCUGGAACCCGUCCGAUCCCGAGGUCAUCACGGUCAAGCGAGUCGUCGGAGUUGCAGGCGAUAUCAUCAGGACGAGAAACCCGUACCCCGUGCCCACCGCCAGGGUACCGCCCGGGCACGUCUGGGUCGAGGGCGACGGGGGCGAGCGUGACAGCAGGGACAGCAACACGUAUGGACCGAUAGCCACGGGCCUGAUCAUUGGGAAGGUCACGCAUGUCAUAUGGCCGUUACAUAGAUUUGGCAAGGUGAUGUCCCUCGACCCCCGGGUUGCCGACUUAUCAACUUCUACACCACCAUAUAAAACGUCCGACCGACCCGUCACUUCAACGGCUUUUCUCGAAUACGAUGGACUUUCCGAGCAUACAACCUCCGUUUCGGAUAUCAGUUGCACAGGCCAGUCCCAUCGACCGAAGAUGACCCAAGACGAUGGCGAGUCCGAAGGGCGUCCCCCCUAUGUCCACUCGAUGAUCGCCGGUGGGAUUGGUGGGACCACUGGAGAUAUGUUGAUGCACUCCCUCGAUACCGUCAAGACCCGACAACAAGGAGACCCUCACUUCCCGCCCAAGUACACGUCGCUGGGCUCAUCCUACUACAAGAUAUGGCGGCAGGAAGGCAUUCGACGCGGACUGUACGGAGGAUGGCUCCCGGCUAUGAUGGGCUCGUUUCCAGGCACCGUGAUGUUCUUCGGUACAUAUGAAUGGAGCAAGCGGCAUAUGCUGGAUUACGGGAUACAGUCUCAUGUUUCCUAUUUGACAGCCGGCUUCCUUGGUGACUUGGCUGCGUCCAUUGUCUAUGUCCCUUCGGAGGUUCUCAAAACGCGUCUACAACUCCAGGGCCGUCACAACAACCCCUUCUUUAAAUCUGGUUACAACUAUCGUGGAACGAUCGAUGCCGCGAGAACUAUCGUACGGACCGAGGGCCUCUCUGAGCUAUUUUCCGGAUAUAGGGCGACGAUCUAUCGAGAUCUCCCAUUUUCGGCCCUGCAGUUCAUGUUUUACGAGCAAUUCCAAAGUUGGGCACGAGACUGGAAGGAAAGCCGCGAGAUCGGUGUGCCGUUGGAGCUGGCCACAGGAGCUGCAGGUGGAGGCUUGGCUGGUGUCAUGACCUGUCCUCUGGAUGUGGUCAAGACUAGGCUUCAAACUCAGAUCGACCCAGUCCCAGUGGUCAACAAGCCAACAGACCGCGCGACGACAGAAGGCAUCAGCGGCUGGUUCAGGGGAGUUGGUCCGCGUUUUGUAUGGACUAGUGUUCAGAGUGGCUGUAUGUUGUUUCUGUACCAGACCAUUUUGCGGCGAUUGGAAACACUUAUGCCUUUGGAGAGACCUGAUAUGUCUGCGUGA